AUUCAUGCAAUUCUCACUCACUCGCCAUUCAUUUCAGUUCUUUUGCCAAAAAAUACACAAACCCUAGCCUCGUUCUUCGUCGUCGCACUGCCGUUAGGUUUCCGUCAAGUUUCAAAUCCUCAACCCUCUCCAUUUUCAUCUGUUUUCAAUCAGAAUUCUUCAUUUCUGGUUUUCCUGAUUAAACGUCGUUAGGUUUCCGUCAAAUCUCAAUUCCUCGUUCUCUACCAUUUUUCAAUCGAAAUUCUUCGUUUCUGCUUCUGGAUCUGCAUGGUGGGGUGUGUUUUCUGGAUCUAGAUUUGUUACUGAUUCACUUUUCGUACAUUUUUUCAAUUUGUGGUGUUGAAAUUAUCUUCUUCUGAGCGGUAGGCGUGGGGAUUUUUGGGUCGUGUAAGAGUGCGAGUGGCUCUCAUUUUAUUGUGACGAAGAUCUCCUUUUGCUUCUUUUGAGGGGGUAGCCGGGGCUCCGGCCUCGGCGGGUUUUAAAGCCCCCAGCUGUUACAAAAUCAUUCCUAAAAAUCGUGAAAAUAAUUCUAAUUUUUUUGUGAAAUUUUCAUUCUUUGAUUCUUUUCUCUGAUUGGAAAAGAGAUGCCGGCCCUGGCUUGCUGCGGAGACGCUUCAGUAGAGCCCCCUCCUGGCUACGUCUUUGCCGGGGAAAGCACUCUUCCGACGUCGGAGGUGUUUUCUUCCUCCGGCGUACCUACGUUUACAAACACUACCGCCACCUUUGUUGCCAUGCCUGCCACCUGGGCACCAGCUCAGUCCGCCGCCCUCUACCGGGUUGACGGGUGGGGAGCUCCUUACUUCACCGUCAACUCCUCGGGCAAUAUUUCAAUCCGACCUCAUGGUGUGGAGACGCUGGCUCACCAGGAAAUAGAUCUCCUCAAGGUCGUGAAGAAAGCCUCCAAGCCGAAAUCUUCUGGAGGGCUCGGGCUUCAGCUCCCUCUCAUCGUGCGCUUCCCAGAUGUGUUAAAAAAUCGGCUUGAAUCUCUGCAGUCAGCUUUCAAUUUUGCAAUCCAAUCGCAUGGCUAUGAGGCCCAUUACCAGGGCGUUUAUCCCGUGAAAUGCAAUCAAGACAGGUACGUUGUUGAGGACAUUGUGGACUUUGGGUCAGGCUUCCGCUUCGGGCUUGAAGCGGGCUCCAAACCUGAGCUCCUCUUAGCCAUGAGCUGCCUCUGUAAGGGAAGCCCGGAGGCCUUUCUGGUAUGCAAUGGAUUUAAGGAUGCAGAAUACGUUUCGCUUGCAUUGGUUGCUAGAAAGCUGCAUUUAAACACUGUAAUCGUGCUCGAACAAGAGGAAGAGCUGGAUAUUGUGAUUGAUAUCAGCCGGAAACUUGGUGUUCGUCCCGUGAUUGGUGUUCGUGCCAAGCUGAGGACUAAACAUUCUGGACAUUUCGGGUCCACUUCAGGGGAGAAUGGGAAAUUUGGUUUGACAACUGUUCAAAUUCUUCGCGUUGUUAAGAAGCUCGAACAAUUUGAAAUGCUGAAUUGCUUACAAUUGCUGCAUUUCCAUAUUGGAUCUCAAAUUCCAUCUACUGCUUUGCUCGCCGAUGGUGUUGGUGAGGCUGCUCAAAUCUACUGUGAAUUAGUCCGUCUCGGUGCUUGUGUUAAUGUCAUCGAUAUCGGUGGAGGCCUUGGAAUCGAUUACGAUGGCUCAAAAUCUCAGGAUUCUGAUAUUUCUGUUGGUUAUAGUCUUGAAGAGUAUGCUUCAGCUGUUGUUCAGGCCGUUCGGUUAGUAUGUGAUCGCAAGGGUGUGAAACAUCCGGUGCUUUGCAGUGAAAGCGGCCGUGCAAUUGUGUCUCAUCAUUCAAUUCUUCUGUUCGAAGCUAUAUCUGCAAGUUCGUAUCAGUCUCCUCCUAUGUCUUUUGAUGGACUUCAGGACUUAGUUGAGAGGCUCCCUAGUGAUGCUCUUGCUGAUUAUCAUAAUUUAUAUGCUGCUGCAGUUCGAGGUGAGAAUGAUACUUGUUUGCUUUAUGCAGAGCAGCUGAAACAUAGGUGUGUGGAGCAAUUUAAAGAAGGGUCUUUGGGGAUUGAACAGCUGGCUGCAGUUGAUGGCCUUUGUGAGUUUGUUUCCAAGGUGAUUGAGGGUUCUGAUCCUGUCCGCACUUACCAUAUGAAUUUAUCAGUUUUUACCUCUAUUCCUGAUUUCUGGGGCAUUGGCCAGUUGUUUCCUAUUAUUCCAAUACACAGGCUAGAUGAGUGUCCUGCAGUGAGGGGAAUUUUGUCGGACUUGACGUGUGAUAGUGAUGGGAAGAUCGACAAAUUCGUAGGAGGUGAGUCUAGCUUGCCUCUGCAUGAAUUGGAAGGCAAUGGUUGUAUUAGUGGUGAUGGUGGGAGCUACUAUUUGGGGAUGUUCUUGGGUGGGGCUUAUGAGGAGGCACUUGGGGGAGUUCAUAACCUGUUUGGCGGUCCAAGUGUGGUGCGCGUGUCUCAGUGUGAUGGUCCACACGGCUUCGCCGUGACUCACGCUACCCCUGGCCCAUCCUGUGGUGAUGUGCUCCGGAUGAUGCAGUUUGAGCCCCACCUCAUGUUCGAGACCCUGAAGCACCGUGCAGAGGAGUUUGCCAACAACGGUGAUGAUGAUUCUAGUGGCAGCAUUGCUCUGGCUAGUGGCCUUGCCCGGUAUUUCGAUAACAUGCCCUAUCUGAUGGCUGCAUCCUCUUGCAGCCUGACUGCUGCUGGGGGCAAUGGUUACUACUAUUGCAAUGAUGAUAACUUUGUUCCCAGUGUUGAUUCUGUAGCUGUGGAGGAUGAACAAUGGUCUUAUUGCGUUGCUUGAGGUCUUAUAUCUGAAGUCACAAAGCAAAGCAUCUCCAUCGGUUUGUUCUUGUUUGUAGUCGAGGUUGUCUGUGUUCAGUGCUUGGUUCGUAUAUUUCUCUUUUUAACCAUGUUAGUCCUCUGUCCUUUUCACUUGUUAAUUAAUGAUCAAGAUGUAAGAAGAUAGGACUAUGUAUUUUUCAAUUUGUGGAGUGUGAGGAGGUGAUGAUGUGAUGGAAAUUCGAUAACAAUUUCUCCUUUGCUUCAUCUACUUUCUUUCAAUGCCUUCUUGUAGGCUGUUAUUGCAGACUUUUGGUUCAAUGUAGACUUUUGUGAUCGUGUUAUUUAUUAGUAUAAAAUUUAAUUAUCUUUCAUUUU
Molecule: messenger RNA, 3130 nt
Organism: Olea europaea var. sylvestris
Lineage: Eukaryota; Viridiplantae; Streptophyta; Magnoliopsida; Lamiales; Oleaceae
Product: arginine decarboxylase-like
Exons: 1
Coding region: 585-2774 (729 amino acids)
Biological process (GO): spermidine biosynthetic process; L-arginine catabolic process
Molecular function (GO): arginine decarboxylase activity
Source: RefSeq, a predicted model, not a curated record